AUGGAGGCUGACGAGAAGAUCAAAUGCCUUCAGGAGUUCCCAGAACAUCAUAAAAUGAUCCUGGACCGAUUGAAUGAACAGCGACAGCAGGAUCGGUUUACUGACAUCACCCUGAUUGUCGACGGACACCAUUUUAAGGCCCACAAGGCUGUUUUGGCUGCUUGCAGUAAGUUCUUCUACAAUUUCUUUCAGGAGUUUACUCAGGAAACUUUGGUGGAGAUAGAAGGUGUUAGUAAAAUGGCCUUCCAUCAUUUAAUUGAGUUCAUAUACACAGCAAAGUUAAUGAUACAAGGAGAAGAAGAAGCCAAUGAGGUAUGGAAAGCAGCAGAGUUCCUACAAAUGCUAGAAGCUAUCAAAGCACUUGAAGUCAGGAACAAAGAAAACUCCGCUCCACUAGAGGAAAAUACCACAGGAAAAAGUGAGGCAAAAAAAAGAAAGAUUGCAGAAACUUCAAAUGUUAUCACUGAGUCAUUGCCCUCUGCAGAAUCAGAACCUGUUGAAAUUGAGGUGGAGAUUGCUGAAGGCAUAAUUGAAGUGGAAGAUGAAGGCAUCGAAACGUUGGAGGAAGUGGCUUCUGCCAAGCAGUCCAUAAAGUACAUUCAGAGCACAGGGUCCUCUGAUGAUUCUGCCCUGGCACUGUUGGCAGAUACUACCAGCAAGUACCGGCAAGGUGAUAGAAAAGGGCAGAUAAAAGAAGAUGGUUGUGCAUCUGACCCCACAAGCAAACAGGAACACAUGAAAUCACACUCCACUGAGAGUUUCAAGUGUGAAAUAUGCAAUAAAAGGUAUCUUCGGGAGAGUGCAUGGAAACAGCACCUCAACAGUUACCACCUCGAAGAAGGUGGAGUCAGUAAGAAGCAAAGAACUAGGAAAAAAAUUCACAUAUGUCAAUACUGUGAGAAACAGUUUGACCACUUUGGACAUUUUAAAGAGCAUCUUCGAAAACAUACAGGUGAAAAACCUUUUGAAUGUCCAAAUUGUCAUGAACGAUUUGCUAGAAAUAGCACCCUCAAGUGUCAUCUGACUGCAUGCCAGACUGGAGUACGGGCAAAAAAGGGAAGAAAGAAGCUUUAUGAAUGCCAGGUCUGUAACAGUGUGUUUAACAGCUGGGACCAGUUCAAAGAUCAUUUGUUAAUACACACUGGAGAUAAACCCAACCAUUGUACUUUAUGUGACUUGUGGUUUAUGCAAGAAAAUGAAUUAAGGAGGCAUCUCAGUGAUACUCACAAUAUUUCAGAGUGUCUAGUAACUGAAGAAGUUCUUUCAGUAGAAACACGUGUACAAACUGAACCUGUGACGUCAAUGGCUAUUAUAGAACAAGUUGGGAAGGUGCAUGUGUUACCAUUGCUUCAGGUUCAGGUGGAUUCAGCACAAAUGACUGUGAAACAGGUCCCUCCUGAUCUGCUCCAGGACAGCCAAGUGCAUGAUUCACAUAUGAGUGAUCUUCCAGAGCAGGUCCAGGUGAGUUAUCUAGAAGUGGGUCAAAUUCAGACUGAAGAAGGUACUGAAGUACACGUGGAGGAGCUGCACGUCGAGCAGGUAAAUCAGUUGCCAGUAGAAGUACAGACUGAACUUCUAGAAGCCGACUUGGAACAAGUGACCCUUGAAAUCAUGAACCAGGAGGAGAGAGAGCCCACCCAAGCAGAUUGUACUGAGGCUGGCAGGGAAGAUCGCAAAGAUGCUGAUGGUUUAGAGACCAAAUCAACAGUGGAUUCCCAAGCUGAAAGGGCAGGGAAUGAGAACAGAACACCUAUGCCUGUUUUAGAAUGAAAUAACAAAUGAAUAUAUUUUUAAAUUUAUGUGUUGGGUUUUUGAACUGAUGAUGGGCAGUGUGACUGUCCUUGGGCUAACAGACAAGUGGACCAAAGGUAAAGUCUUUCCUGUUGUGAACUGUUUCUGUUGAAACAGAUUUCUCCCCACUUAAUGCCACAGAGGAGAUAUCUUUCCCAUAAAUGAAUGGGAAGCUUUGAGAAGUAUUAUUUCUGGAAACUUAAAUGGAUUAUAUUCUCACUAUAUAGUUGGGUACAAAUGUAUCUAUUUUCAUUGUGAUAAGGGUUCUCCCUUCUCUCUUUCCCAGGUCAUGUCCUUUCUCAGAUUUAUUCCAUGUUGUAAAAUCAAACAUAAAAUCAUUAGAAUACAAAUUGAUGUAUUCUAAUGCAUGUUAGAAAAUUGAAUAUAUAGGAAACACAAGGCUGCCUGAAGAAAAGUACACUGUUACUGUGCAGUUAAAUUUUUGGCUUCUGGCUUUCUUUAGUUUGAACAACCUUCUUGUCUUUACUGAUAGUCAUGGAUGUCAUCUUUGCAACAGGAACAGAGUGGUGGUGGCAAAAUUUCUAGAAUGUAAAAAACAAAAAACCACACCCAUGUGCCUUUUCAAAACCAAAAAACUUCUAUAAAGUGUCUCUGGUUCUUUCAAAGUUUGUGUUGUAAGGAGCAAUGUAGGUGAUGCUGUAGUAGUUUAUGUUUUUGCUUAUAAUGGCAACUACCAAUUCUUUUUCUUGGUAACUUAGGUUGAGAAGUUUCAUUUAAUGGCAACUGAAGGGCCAUUUCCAAUUGGGAAAAUUCAUUUAUAUCUGUGGUAAACAUUUUUUUUUUUUUGAUGAAAAGUUGCACUAAUAUUUUACCACCAGAU
Lutra lutra (Eurasian river otter) is the source of this 2632-nucleotide messenger RNA. Its product is annotated as zinc finger protein 131-like. Gene Ontology annotation, biological process: regulation of transcription by RNA polymerase II. Gene Ontology annotation, molecular function: protein binding; RNA polymerase II cis-regulatory region sequence-specific DNA binding; DNA-binding transcription factor activity, RNA polymerase II-specific. Gene Ontology annotation, cellular component: nucleus. The transcript is spliced from 2 exons. Bases 1 to 1770 code for a protein of 589 amino acids. The record is from RefSeq and is a predicted model, not a curated record. NCBI's taxonomy places the organism in Eukaryota, Metazoa, Chordata, Mammalia, Carnivora, Mustelidae.